Messenger RNA from Entamoeba invadens IP1, 1350 nucleotides. RefSeq names its product protein serine/threonine kinase, putative. The record is from RefSeq and is a predicted model, not a curated record. Gene Ontology annotation, molecular function: protein kinase activity; ATP binding. Gene Ontology annotation, biological process: protein phosphorylation. NCBI's taxonomy places the organism in Eukaryota, Evosea, Mastigamoebida, Endamoebidae. The coding region runs from base 1 to 1350 and encodes 449 amino acids. The transcript has a single exon.
AUGACGUAUUGUUUAUCAUGCGAUGCACGGUAUUACUUGUCAUCCACCUUCACAUGUGAACCACUUGGCAAUUUGUUUACUAAAUGUGAAUUGACUCUGCCGACGGGUGGUGGGUGUGCAAUUUGCAAAGAGAAUUAUUACAAACAAAAAGCUGAUUGUAUAUCUUGUGAUGAGUCGUGUGGUACUUGUGUUGAUAGCACUUCUUGUUUGACUUGUCAAAAUGAAUAUUUCAGACUUUCAGGAAGUAAAAGUAAAUUGUGUGUGUCAUAUGACAACUUGACUAAGUGCAUAACAACAACGCCGAUCGGGUGUCUGAAGUGUGAGGAUGGACAUUACUUGUAUGAUUACAUUUGCAAGAGUUGUUCUGAUAACUGCAUCUCGUGUGACAACUAUCAAAACUGUAACAAUUGCAUUGCAAACGACUAUGUGUUGGUUGACUUACAGUGUGUGAAUUAUAAAAAUGUCGAAUUUUGUCUGUCUGCGAAUAAUUCAAAGUGCACAGAAUGUGAAGGGUUUCACAAACCAAGUGAUGCCGGUGAUUAUUGUGUCAAAGAGACAAAUUAUGGGUUGGUUGUUGGUGUUCCAUUAUCAGUCACUUUUGUGAUGAUAGUGUUUAUUGUUGCUAUUAUAAUGAUAAUCAUAUCAAUGAUACAAAAGAGAAAACAAAAGAAGAAAGAGCAGAACAUUUGCAACUUCAAAAUGAGUCGAUCCAACAUUGAGAUGGUCAAAUUGAGUACAAAUUUGGUGUCUAACAAGACAACACUAAAAUUUGAUUUGGAUGACAACGACCCACUAAAAGUCGACAUUGAAACAAGAGAUUUGAUAUGUAUUGGGAAUGUGUCUAAAAGUAAUUUGAAAGUUCAAUUCAGUGUGAUGGAAGGGUGUGACUAUUAUGAGAUACGAAGUGUGCCACCACUUGUGACAUUGAAGCCCGGAUAUGCCUGUGAGUUUGAGAUAUUCAUCAAGCCGUUGUGUACUUGUGUCACAAAAGAAAGUGUGGCGAUCACUUCGUUAAAUAUAGCAACUGGUGUCAUUGAAAAUGCAAAAAUUGAAAUGGAAAUCGAGACUGAACAAACAACUAAAUUGAAUUACAGAGAAAUAACAGAAGACGAGAAGCUUGGCGAAGGCAGUUUUGGAAUUGUCUACAAAGGAAGUUAUAGAGGCGUCUGUGUUGCAAUCAAAAAGAUGAAACAACUUGAUAAUAACGAAAGUGGUCUUGUAGAAUUUGAAAAGGAAGUUGCAAUGCUUGACAAGUUCCGAUGUGAUUACAUUAUCCACUUCUAUGGCGCUGUAUUCAUACCAAGUAAGGUGUGUAUGGUUACCGAAUUUGCAGCAUUUGGGUCACUCUAA